GAGAGAGAGAGAGAAAGACACGGUUGCAUAGACCAAACUUAAAAUUCGAUAAGAAAGUUAGUAGUAGCACGUGAUAUAGAAGUCUUGAACUUUGAACUUACAAUAAUUUAUUGGUAUCUUGAAAGAGAGAGAGAAUUUUCAUGACCAAGUUCUCUUUCAUUUUGAUGAAAGAUUUCCUUUCAAUGAUCAUGUUUGUUGGAUCGAUCGAUCGAUCGAUCGAUCUUUAUUAUAGAAGGAAAUAAAAAGAAGCAAAAUUAACGUUUCGAUUGUGUCAGCUGAUAGCAAUCAAAUCAAUAUGUUUAUUAUUCAUUCACCUGUCAUUAAUUACGAAGUUAAAGCUUUGAAUUCUCCCAAUGUAUUCUCUCAUUCUUACUUGAUUCAUGAAUACUAUUCGUAUGGUAGAAAAAAUAAAAAUAUGAAGAUGCAUUAUAUAUAUACAUACAUAUAUAUAUAUAUAUAUAUAUAUAUGGGCCAACUUAAUGGUCAUGACAUCAACAACAGCGUAACAUCGUUAUUAACGCGGACGACUUGAGUUCGUUCGUAUUACAUAGUAUCCUUGGCCUCCUUUGGAAAUUAACGUUAUUAUGAAUAUGUCGUACCACUUUCUUCUAAAUGAUUUUCAUCAGAGUUUCUAAUUUUUUAUAAUAUAAUUUUUUGUCUCUUUAAAUUAUCCAAUUAAAUCUUUCCAAAGGAUUAUCCAUAAAAGAUUGAUCUGGAUUUAUAUUCGAUUGUUUCUAUAUUCUUUGGAAUGAUUUAUAUUUAAACAUGAAUUCUCUUAUGAAAAAUCUGAUCACUAUAUAUAUAUAUAUGAAGAAAUCUUUGUUUUCGUUGUACGUGCCCAUUCGCUCUAGUCACACCCGCUUAACAUCGACUAUGCAAGUCGAAGGUGUGGCUUUAUGUAAAGCAUAUGGCUGGGAAUUGCCAUUUCUACGGUUGUAUUAUGGAAACGUGAAUGAUGUUGUCAUCGAUACCUACAACCCAUUCAACGAUCACGUCUAUAACUAUUGAAAAUCACUCGUGAAAUAAUUAAUAUUAAUAAAGGAUGAAUGUCAAGAAAUUCCUGUUGUAAAUUAUCCAAAAAAAAAAAAAAAAGAAAAAAAAAAAGAAAGAAAAGAUCUAGAAAAAGGACAAAACAAAAAAAGAAGAAAAUAAAAUAAAAAGAAAGAAAGAAAGAAAGAAAAGAAAAAGAAAAAGAAUCUCGGGAAUGCACUUAAGUGACAAACGCAUCGAUGAAAUCUUUGCAAAAUUAAAAUUAUAUUUUAUCUAAUAUUACAAACCGCUAUUUUUUUUUUUUUUUUUUUUUUUUUUUUUUUUUUAUUUAUUGAUUUUAUUCUCCUCGUAGAGAAAAUUCGUUGAUAAUUCUGAAAUGUAAUCUAUCGGUAUAUAGACGUACGAUGUUAAUAUGUAUAGAUUUACUGAUUUUAUUAUCAGUGUAUAUAUAUAUAUAUAUAUAUAUAUCAUUCGUCUUUAUGAAUACGUUUAUAGUACGAUCUGACCCAUUUUAUUUCAUUUUCAUUCAGCAUUAUAGUCAAGAUGUAAUAUAUUGUCUCAUUGCAUCCAGAAUUAUUAAGAAGUUCAUCUAGAAAAAAAAAAAAAAAAAAAAAAAAAAAAAAAAAAAGAAAAAAAAAAUCAAAUAGGAAAAUUAAUGUGUGAAUCUAUUAUUAUGGGAGUUAUAUAUUUAUAUCGUAUCUUACCAGAAAUAGAUAUUUUAAUCUCUCGUUUGAUAAUGACUUUCUUCCGAUAAGCUAAUGGAUACGAAUGGAACACUUGAUUCCAGUAAAUAAUUUACACUUACAAAGAUAUUUUUGAUAGAAUUUUUUGUUUUUUUUUUUUGGUUUUUUUUUUUUUUUUCCUUUUUUUUUUAUGUGAAACGACUUUAUUACGGAUUAAACAGAACAUUAUUGCUUAACAUUUUGUUUUUUUUUUGCUUUUUUUGUUUUGUUUUUUUUUUUAUGUUUUUGUUUUUUUUUUUUAAUGUUGCAUCUCAUAUAGAAAUUACACACUCCUUUUCUGUACUACUGUGGCCUGAUUUCAAGCAAAUUAUAUUGAUCAUAUGAAAUCAAUAUCCUAUAUAUUUUCUGAAAAGUAUUUUAUAAUUUUUAUUUUUUUUCCUUUCUUUCUUUUUCUUUUCUUUUUUCUUUUCUUUUCAAUUGCAGAAAAUACGUGCAAGUUUUUAGUUCUUUUUCUUUAGGUAAUAAAUUGUGAUUGAGUAUAUUUGAUAUCACCCAUAUUCUUUUUUUCUUUUUUUUUUUUUUUUCCAGAAAAUGUCUAUAAAGAUUAAGUAAUAGUAUUAUCUACUGUGUUGUUAUCAACAGAAGUCGACGUUCCAUCCUCUACUUUCGAUUCUUCUUUUGAUUGUACAGUCAAUUUAUGAUAGUAACUUUCAGUUAGCGGUAAGUGAGGUGCUAUCUCACUUGGUUCUAUGAACAAUACUGGAGAUACCUAUUGAAAACAUUUUGUUCUUAUAAUUUAUUGUUUAAAAAUAAUAAAGAAAAUUAUUUUACAUAUAAUUGUUAAAUUACAAUGACGAUUGUACUUACAUGAAUAUCUUGAACUUUGGCUUCCCGAGUUGUAAAUUCUCGUAGAAGAUAAUCUUGUCCAAAUUCGUGAUAAAUGCGAGUAUCCUUUAUUCUUAGCAUGACAUUAUCAAUUCUCAAAAAAUAACGUAGAAGAAUGAAGAAACUAGUAGGCAUUACACGCUAAUAAAAGAAAUAAUACAUAAAGGUGUAUAAAUUUUGAUUAUUAAGAUAUACGAUUGUCAUGUUAUAUUUAACAACUUACAAUUUUAACAGAACAAACGGCGAUGCCAUUAUCAUGAAGCUCAUCUUCAAAAAGUGUUAAAUCAUGAUAAAAUCUAAUUUUUUCCUUUCUUCUCAAUUUGUCUAAAUCAAUUCUAUCUUUUGUUUCUUCCAAAUCAAAUCCAGAUAUUGUACCUGUAUAAUUGGUUGUAAAAGUCCAAUCGAAUGGUUUAACUUUUUCCUCUAAAAAUUCACUGCUUUCGGAUCUAUUAUAAAUUAUUUGAAUAUAUCAUAUGAAUUAUAAAUAUAAUCUAUAAUUUAUAUGUAUAUUAAUUCAAUAGUAAGGAUUAUAUAUUUACCUUGAUUCUUUCCAUGCUUCAGCACAAGCAAGUUGUACAUUGAUUUUACCAUUGGAAACAUAUUUCAAUGCAUCAAGUGCAUUAAAUUGCAAUAUAGCUCCAUCCCGAUGUUUCAAAGUUAAUACAUUAUUUGGAAAUACCAUAUCUGGCAUAUGUGGCAGUUCUAAAGUUUUACUAUAUCUAUCAAAGAUUUUUUUUUAAAAAUACAUAAAUAUUCUAAAAUGAUAACGUAUAAUACAAUAACAAUUAAGAUGUUACAAAAUAAGAAAAUGUCAUACAUGCAAAAUUGACAAGCAGUAGCAUCUUGGUCACCGCAGCCAUUCUCGCUUUUUGAACACUUGGAGUGAAGUAUAUGAGAUUGAGUAUAUUUGAUUUGCCAUGGUGGAAAGACAUGCUCUUCUUCAUUAACAGGUAACCGCAAUAUAUCUAUUCCCCCAUGAACUUUAACCGUUGUCAUGAUCAAAACUUGUUGUUAAAAAAUAUUAGCGUCUUGAUACAUGUUUUAAUUUUUUUUUUUUUUUAUCUUGGUUAUCUAUCUAAGGAUACAACUGAAACGAUAAAGAUUUUAUUUUACUAUCAAUAUUUCUUUUCUUAUAUUUUAUAUCAUCACAAAUUGAUAUUAUCAUUUGGAAAAUUAUGUUUAACCUUUCAAGAAUUCAUAUGAUAAAAUAUCAAGAAAAACUUUCACAACGAACAGUUUUUGGUUAUCGAAUAUAAUUUUCAAAUCUCAAAUAUAUAUAUACAUAUAUAUGUAUAUAUGUAUAUAUAUAUAUACACGUUUUUCUUUAUUCUCAAAAAUUUCCUCUUCUUAAAACAAAUAAAGUAUCAAUAAACAACAAAACUAGCACAAGUUUUUCAUGAUGAAAACUGACGAAAAGUACAAUUUUAAGUUCAUAAUACAGAUCAUAAUAAAUUUAUCCUUACAGUUUCUGCAGCCAGAGGGACCUACUCGUUGCUUAUACCCAGUGAUCACCACGAUAAUAACCCGCCAAUAAUUUGAAAGAAGAAAAAAUACUCGAGUAAUUUUUUAUGAAUGAUAAAUUACAUAUGACGCUUGGAGUGGCGGGUAAAUUGAAUUGAUAGAUAAAACCGAAGAGAUGGAGUUCCGUUCGAUCUUAUUCGGGAGAGACGUGUUUGAAGUUAUCGAAGAUCAUUGUGGAAUCUGCAUCAGUCCGCGACGAUUGCUUGUUCCGUUUGCACGGUUCCUGUUAUUGGAGACAGUCAAUUUAUUCGUUUAUAUAAUGACAAUUAAUAAAAAAACAAAUUCGUCUGUCGAACUUGGUCAAUACAAUGGAAUUACCAAAGAUAUUAACGGAUCAGAAUCUUCAAAUGAUAUUCGAAAUUCUGACAAAGUUAAACCAUAUUUACGAGAAGAAACUAUGAGAAAAAUAAAAUCGAUCGCUGGACAUGUUGGACUUUUAAUUACAUUGAUGCUUUAUACGGCAGCCGGUGGUAUGGUAUUUCGACAGAUCGAACUACCGGCUGAAUUAGCAAGAUUAGAAAGAUUACGUACUAAGUUACGUACGCAAAGAUACAGAUUUCUCGAUACGAUUUCUAACAAUACCGAUGUUACCAACUUGAGAACUCUGGUGAAUGUAAAAUUACGAGAAUACGAGGAGGCAAUUCAAGAAACUGCCGAAGCUGGUAUGUUGGUCAGUUUUGUUACAGAAGCUAUAGAACAGGAUGAUCGAGGAUUGAUUGAGUUACCACCGAUUUCUACCGAUCGCUGGAGCGUCCUUCAAGCUGUAUUUUUUGCGAGCACGGUUCUCACAACGAUCGGGUACGGUAACGUAGUACCAUCAACGAACUAUGGAAGAAUCUUUUGCAUACUCUUCGCCAUCAUAGGAAUUCCUUUAACUUUGACGGUAAUCGCUGAUUGGGGCAAACUUUUCGCCGAGGCUGUCGUCCAGUUAACCGUAAUAGCAAAAUCAAGAUUAUCAUUUAUAACAGCUACACCAUGCUUCACCAUGAAUCUAGCCGGAAGGAGAUCAGUUGGCGCAGUCGCAGCGGUCGCAUUACUUUUCGUAUAUCUGGCGUGCGGUGCAGGUAUGUUUAUGCUUUGGGAAGACGAUUGGGGCUUUUUCGAAGGAUUUUAUUUUUGUUUUGUGACGAUGACAACCAUAGGAUUUGGCGAUCUUGUUCCAAAGAAGCCAAAGUAUACGUUACUGUGUACCUUAUACAUCCUGGUGGGCUUAGCAUUGACCAGUACAAUCAUAGAACUGGUAAGAAGACAGUACGCUCAAUCUUGGAGAAGAUUGCAAGCAUUGAGCGGACCAUUGGCAGAAACUAUACGGAAAUUGGGUGAGCAUGCUGGCGGUGAUAUGUCUGCUCUUCAUUCUGAUCUCAGAAAAGUAUUAACGGUGGUCUCUAUGCCACGAUUAAAAUGGUCACAAUCGGAUCGAUCUGAUUCCAAAGAAAAAGAAUGGGAAGAAGCUGUUGAAGCUGUAUUACGAGAUAUCGCAGCAUCCGCGACGGCAACACCUCCGAAAAAACCGAUCGUACAAAUCGUCGUUUACGAAUCGAGCGUUUAAAUAAUCUUAAAAAAUUUCGAUCUAAUUCAUUGCAAAUAUAAAUUCGAUAUUUUAGAAAAAAUAAAUUUAUGUAGAUCGACGAUUCGAUAUUAUAAAUAGUAACAAGUAGAAAAUUAAUAAAAAAAAAAAAAGAGAAGAGAAAAAAUAAAUAUAUAUAUAUAUAUAUAUAUUUCAUUACGAUCGACAUAAAUAUAGUUACGAGAAGAGAAGAUAUAACAAACCUAUUUGAAUUUCCCGCGUUAAGGUAAAGCUUACGAUUUUCAACACGACGUCAUGAAAGACCUAGAAAUAAAGAGUGUAAUCGAACAAGGCAAAAAAAAAAAAACAAAAAAAAGAUUAAAUUUACGAUCAACGAUUCUCUACGUUAAAUAGAAAUUAUUCGAAAAUUACGAGGGAAAGAAAAAUAAAAUAAAUGAAUAAACAAAUGAAUAAAAUAAGCGUAAAGUUACGUAGAUGCGAAUCGCAAAAUUGAAUUUGAAUUUCCCGCGCUGCGGCGAGUUUCCAAUUCUCGCUGACGUCACCAGAAAGUGGAAGAGAGAGAGAGAGAG
Messenger RNA from Vespa velutina, 6176 nucleotides. Its product is annotated as potassium channel subfamily K member 1-like. The transcript is spliced from 8 exons. Gene Ontology annotation, molecular function: potassium ion leak channel activity. The coding region runs from base 4195 to 5628 and encodes 477 amino acids. Gene Ontology annotation, biological process: stabilization of membrane potential; potassium ion transmembrane transport. Gene Ontology annotation, cellular component: membrane. NCBI's taxonomy places the organism in Eukaryota, Metazoa, Arthropoda, Insecta, Hymenoptera, Vespidae. The record is from RefSeq and is a predicted model, not a curated record.